Molecule: messenger RNA, 686 nt
Organism: Dendrobium catenatum
Lineage: Eukaryota; Viridiplantae; Streptophyta; Magnoliopsida; Asparagales; Orchidaceae
Exons: 6
Coding region: 257-559 (100 amino acids)
Source: RefSeq, a predicted model, not a curated record
GAAAAAUAUUGGCUUUGCCCAAACUGAACGUUUCUCUGAUAUUUUUAUUAAUGGAAAAUAAGAGAAGGGAGGAAAAAGAAGAGAAAAAUCGCUUCAUCGGCGAAUCGUUUUCUCAGAUUAUAGUUUGAAGGGGUUCUGGCGGCAAUUUACGGGUGGUUUGGGGGGUUGAUUUGUUCGAUUGUUGUGGAAUUUCAGGUCUUUGAGAAGGUUCUUCAAGCGGAGGAGUAAGUUACAUAUCAUUUGGCCAUAAAAAAGAAUGCCUUUUGCAGCAAUGGAGCAAGAUAAAGGCAACAGUGUGAAGUAUCUUUUGGUAAAAGAUGAUGAGACUGGAUGGGGGAUUUAUGACAAGCCUCUUCGGUGCUUUGGCUGUGGCAUUGGUUGGUUUUGCUUUCUGACAGGACUUUUAUGUCCCUUGGUAUGGUACUAUGGCACAUUUCUGUACUUCAGUAACCACUAUCGUAAAGAUCCAAGAGAGCGUGCUGGUCUUGCUGCUUCUGCAAUUGCUGCAUUGAUAUGCAGUGCUGCAGCAGUGAUCACUGUACUUGCUGUUCUUCUAUAGUUCAACCAACAGCUCUCUGGCUUUGGUGGUGUUGUAAAGUUUGCUGGUAUGGGUCAAGGCUUAUAGAAUUUGGUGUUCUUUCAUCUGUGGGACACAGACUGAUCCUCUAAUCUUCAAAGAAAUCUAC